Molecule: messenger RNA, 2069 nt
Organism: Clarias gariepinus (North African catfish)
Lineage: Eukaryota; Metazoa; Chordata; Actinopteri; Siluriformes; Clariidae
Exons: 10
Coding region: 78-1850 (590 amino acids)
Source: RefSeq, a predicted model, not a curated record
ACCGGAGAGAGAGUGGGACAGCCUGACUGUGCACCAGGACUCCUCUGCAAAGACCUGGACCCCAGCUCUGAGAGAAUAUGGCUGACAGAAAUGUGAAAUUAACUGGUGGGGCAGUCAGAUAUGGAGCUACUUAUGGAAGCAACAGUCUGUUCACAGGGGCCAGAGGAGGUGGAGGUUCUAGCCUAGUUCUGUCUCGUUCACUUGGCCUGGCAAGGGGCGCAGGAGCUUCUGGUGGGGGUUUUGGUUUGGGGCUAGGAAUUGGUGGUCUAGGUCUAGCUCUAGGAGCUGGUGCAGGUGCUGGUGCGGGUGGAGCAGGUUUCGGCCUGGGUGGAGGCGCACUUGCCUUAGGUAGUGGUUAUGGUCUGGGAGCUGUAGGUGCCAGAGCUGCAGGCUUCAGGGCUGGUGUGGCUCCACUUAGAGCUCGUCUGGGUGGCCGUGUCUUCAAGGUUGGAGGUUAUGGCUUUAACCCAUCCUUCUUGAGCUCCACCACCACAGUGGAUGCAGGCGUCAGUCCAGUGCCUACCAUUGACCCCUCACUCCCAUCCAUGGACACAGUGCAGAUUACACGUAUGAAGGAGAAAGAAGAGCUGCAAGUCCUCAAUGACAAGUUUGCAUCUUUCAUUGAUAAGGCUCGGUCGCUGGAGCAGCACAAUGCUAUACUGAAAGCCAAGAUUGCCAUGUUCACCAAUCCUGAGCAGGGAGGUCCUGCCAGCCCCUCCAUCCUGCUCACAUCAACUAUUGGAAGCUACAAAUCCCAGAUUGACGGUCUUACAGCCACUAAAGAGGCCAUCAUUGCUGAGAUCGAACACUAUAAAGGCAUCAUUGCCGAUGUGCAGGCCAGAUAUGAUGAGGAAGUGGGCCAGACCAAAUCUUUGGAGUUGGAGUGGGGAACUUUAAAGGAGGAGGUGGACAGCAUUUACCUCACUAUUUUUGAGCUGCAAACUGGUAUCAGUGGUCUGGAAGAUCAGAUUGCUCUGUCCAAGCAGCUGUACGAUGCUAAAGUUAAAGAGGUCAGGAACAUUGUUACUGGCAGUGUGAAGUCAGCUGUCUCCAUCUCUGUGGAUAACACAGCACAGGCACAGGACCUGACCUCUGCCCUCGCUGACGUUAAAGCUCACUAUGAAGCUCUAGCACAGCGCAGCAAACAGGAUGCCCUUCAUUCUGUCCAGGACAGCCUCUCCUUGAUGAGCGUUUCAUCUCAACCCAGCAUUCAGUCCCUCACUACAGUCAAAGAAGAGCUGAGAGUCUACAAACUACAGAUUGACUCUGUGCAGAGAGAAAUCGACCGACUCAAAUCACUGAACCUCCAGCUCGAAUCUCAGGUGGACGAGGCUGAAUCUCACUCUAACUCACACACCGAGACCUACCAGGAACAAGUGCAGACGCUCAAGUCUCAGCUGGAUGACCUCAGAAAGCAAAUUACACAUUAUAGUCAAGAAUACCAGGAACUUCUGGCCAGCAAAAUGUCUCUUGAUGUGGAAAUCACAGCUUACAAAAAACUCCUGGACAGUGAGGAGAACAGGCUGAAAUCUGGGGGCGGUAUCACAGUGCACAUGUCUAAGACAGUAGUAGGAGGAGGAGGUGCAGCAGGAGGCGGCGGAGGUGCCCUGGGUUUUGCAGCAGGCGGAGGUGCGGGAGGUGGAUUCGGAGGAGGCGCUGCCCUUGGCAUUGGAGGUGGACUUGGUUAUGGUUUAGGCCUAGGUUCAGGAGGUGGUCUCGGAGGUGGUCUUGGCGGUUUCGGAGGUGGUCUCGGAGUAGGAUUGGGAGGAGGACUUGGGCUUGGAGCAGGUGGGAGCAGCUACAUGUCCUCCAGCUUGAGCAGCAGUGCUUUGUCUUCCAGUGUUUACUGAAGAAACAGUCAUUCAGCCCCUUAAAACACUUAAGAAAUAAACAAUAUUGGCCUGAAAGUCCCCUAAAAUAUUUUUUAUAUGUCUUUCACACAAAAUCCUCUCAAGCAUCAAGAUUUCCCCAACUCUAUGAUGCACAUUACAAAAAUACAAAUUAAUAUAACAUUCCUAUUUUUUUUUAUUCAUGUUGUGAUAAGACCAAAUAAACUGUGUUCAUUCAAA